AUGAGUAUCUUGUUUGCAAUUGUCGGAGCGUUGCAAUGGGGUGGAACCUCGGUUCCACGAACCCCGGUGCGAUUGGAACGGGCGCUGAGUUUCGAAUCGAGUCAAUGUCAAGUGGGGUUAGGGACGAAGCCCAAUCGGUUGAGUCGGUCGGAACGCGACCGGACGUGGCAGGGGUUCUCGUGGUCCGAGCGGCUGUCCCAGUCCUCCCUCUCGCUUUCCCGGCUGGUCCCGACCCAGUUCUCCCGGGGCUGGAAGAAGAAGUCGUAUCGCCUGAGUCAGGUCCAGGAGGACCAGUUCGGGUCCACGCCCAGCCUGUACAACGAGACGGACGAGGUGAGGGAGCGGGGCGAGGAACAGCUGCGGCUGUUGUCGGUAGCGCCCGCCCCGCCGCCGCGGAGAAGCAGCGAGGCGUUCGACGCCGCGGAGGUGCUCCACCUCCACAACAAACUCAAGAAUCCCCUCGAUCGCCUCCGACUCUCGGAAAGAGGAUGCCUGGCCGCGAGUUCCUCCCUGCCGCACAUCCACAACUUGUCUGACGUGGAACAGGAGCCCACCGAGGACGCGGUGUUCCUCCCGGCCUCGCAGGAGCUCCCCACCCCCAGUCGGGAGACAAGCGAGCCCGGCCAGGGACAAGGAGGCCAAGGAGGUCAAGGUGCAGCCCCAGUGAAGAAGACGGUGAAACUCCGUCGGAGGAAGGCUUACUACAGACAGAAGAGCCGCUCUGAUGACGACUUUCCCCGCACCUUCGAGGUGAGGCUGGCCGCCGCCAGGGACAUCUAG
Molecule: messenger RNA, 780 nt
Organism: Darwinula stevensoni
Lineage: Eukaryota; Metazoa; Arthropoda; Ostracoda; Podocopida; Darwinulidae
Source: the annotation of a GenBank genome assembly